Abrus precatorius (Indian licorice) is the source of this 1150-nucleotide messenger RNA. Its product is annotated as 2-hydroxyisoflavanone dehydratase-like. NCBI's taxonomy places the organism in Eukaryota, Viridiplantae, Streptophyta, Magnoliopsida, Fabales, Fabaceae. The record is from RefSeq and is a predicted model, not a curated record. The transcript has a single exon. Gene Ontology annotation, molecular function: hydrolase activity. Bases 68 to 1051 code for a protein of 327 amino acids.
UCUCUCUCUUCUCCAUUGGCUCUGUUUUUCUAAAUUCAACUCUUUCCCUCUUUGCCUCUGCAAUCCAAUGGAUUCGACAUCCACGCCAACCACCACUGUCGCUAACACCAAAGAGAUAAUCAUGGAGAUUCCAGGCUUUGUCCGAGUGUACAACGAUAGCACCAUUGACCGUGUCCAAGACACUCCUAUUGUGCCACCCACCCUUAAAGAUCCAACCACAGGAACAUCAUCCAAAGACGUUGUCAUCUCCGAAAACCCCCUAAUCUCUGCUCGCCUAUACCUUCCAAAAUCGAUCCAACUUCAAUCCCAGAACCACAGAGUUCCCAUCUUGGUCUACUUUCAUGGUGGUGGAUUUUUCUUUGAAUCUGCGUUCAACCAACGCCACCAAAACUACAUUAACCUUUUCGUCUCUGCAACAAAUGCUUUAGUCAUUUCUGUGGAGUACAGGCUCGCCCCAGAGAACCCUCUUCCUGCAGCUUAUGAAGACUGUUGGGAAGCUCUCAAAUGGGUGGCCACCAAAACAGAGCCAUGGAUUCUGAAGCAUGGUGAUUUCGACAGAGUUUUCAUUGGCGGUGACAGUGCCGGUGGUAACAUUGUGCAUAACAUUGCCAUGCGUGCAGGGGUUGAAGCUUUACCUGGGGGUGUCAAAGUCUUGGGAGCUUUUCUUUCUCAUCCCUUCUUCUUCAGCUCAAAGCCAAUUGGAUCAGAAAGAGUUGAAGGGCAUGAACAGAGCGUGCCGUUUUUGGUGUGGGGUCUUGUUUAUCCUUCUGCGCCUGGUGGAAUUGACAACCCUAUGAUCAACCCCCUGGUUGUUGGGGCACCGAGCUUGGCUGGGCUUGGGUGUUCUAAGCUUCUUGUUUGUAACGCUGAAAGGGAUAUGAUGAGGGAAAGAGGGGUUUUGUAUUACGAGGCAGUGAAGAAGAGUGGGUGGCAAGGCCAAGUUGAACUGUUUGAAGUGGAAGACGAGGAACAUGCUUUUCACAUUCACUAUCCAGAAUCGGAAAAUGCAAAGAAAAUGAUGAAGCGCUUUGCUGAUUUUUUCACCCAGUAAAUGAAUUUCCUUUACUAUAUAUAUGGGUUUUGGUGAAGCUGAUUUUGAGGGAACACAAAACUACUGAAUGUUAAUGUUUCAAUCCAGUGUCAUCGAUGU